AUGGCAGAGCAGCCAGCACAGGCACAAUCGACGGAGAGAACACCAUGUGAGUACGAGCAGCUGGAUGAUAUCCCGCAGACGUCUAACAUUGUUGAACGGCUGUUCAGUUCGGGUCACAUGGUGCUAUGCUACGUGCGCAACAUGAUUUUCUCAUUCACGCAGGAGAUGAUCCUUUUCUUGAGGGUCAACGAUACGUUCUGGGUUGUGACCACAGUGGGUGCUUGCGCUUAG
This is a messenger RNA of Phytophthora nicotianae INRA-310, 231 nucleotides long. RefSeq lists its product as hypothetical. Bases 1 to 231 code for a protein of 76 amino acids. The transcript is spliced from 2 exons. The record is from RefSeq and is a predicted model, not a curated record. Lineage: Eukaryota; Oomycota; Peronosporomycetes; Peronosporales; Peronosporaceae.